AUGGGGAUAUCAGUGUCAAAGCGAGUUAACAACACUUUCCAGAACUCAGACCGAUUCAACUCAGCAUGUGACUCGGCGUUCUCUCAAUGUCUUUCUCUAACUCAACACGCUUUCGAAGGAGUUUUACCUUACCAACUCAAAACCGCUUCCGAUCAAAUCCACACCAUCAUCUCCGUCCAUCCACUCAUCCACAAGUGGGUCCCACAACCUCCUGAUCGGACUCAAGUUGAUUCCGCCCUCCGCCAUAUCCUUCCGUCCGAUCACGGCAGCGAUAACGUCCUCCGACUUCCGAUGUUCAAGGAUUGGGCUCGUUAUCUUUACACUGACGCUGUUUUGUCUUCAGCUACUAAAGCGUUGAUUGUCCGAGUUCCUGUUGGUGUCGCCGGAAUCGUUGGAAUUGGUGCCGUUGCUCACUCCGGUCCGGCACUGGUUGGAACUUUCGUUGGAGCUUAUUCUCUCGGUGUUGCUCUCUCUAUUUUUCUUGGUUUAUCCUCGUAA
Molecule: messenger RNA, 498 nt
Organism: Trifolium pratense (red clover)
Lineage: Eukaryota; Viridiplantae; Streptophyta; Magnoliopsida; Fabales; Fabaceae
Exons: 1
Coding region: 1-498 (165 amino acids)
Source: RefSeq, a predicted model, not a curated record